Messenger RNA from Loa loa (African eye worm), 924 nucleotides. RefSeq lists its product as hypothetical. Gene Ontology annotation, biological process: protein phosphorylation. Lineage: Eukaryota; Metazoa; Nematoda; Chromadorea; Rhabditida; Onchocercidae. Gene Ontology annotation, molecular function: protein kinase activity. The record is from RefSeq and is a predicted model, not a curated record. Bases 1 to 924 code for a protein of 307 amino acids. The transcript has 7 exons.
AUGUGGCCAACACCGGCGGACAUGGCGUUAUUAAAGGGUAAACCGCGUUCGGAAUGGGUGCAGCCGGAGCCUAUGUCAGUUCAGGAAAUAGAUUUCUACUUGGGCCGAGUUCCAGAAUGGUACAUCGAGCAAAAAUUCCUCAAAAAACCUGGAGAUUAUCUUCUGGCCCGUGGUCACGACAACAAAUUACGUUUAUCGGUAAAAUCAAAUGAACCUGGUAAUCCUGCAGUACAUUUUCCCAUCGAAUUUUGUCAAACAAAGCAGAUACGAGGUGAUAGGAAUUAUUAUUAUCGAAUUGAAAAAACCGUUUUGCAGAAUCGAUCAGUUUUAGGAUUAAUUCAUUCGUAUCAAAAGAGUAAUGUUAACAGUUUGAAGAUAAAUACAAAGCGUGAUGUAAGUCUAAUAGAUCCAGUAUUACCAUGUCAAGGAUGCCGUUAUCUCAAAACCGAAUACUCAUUUCUAAAUAUGCAAAUUAAAGACAAAUCGGAGAUCAAUAUUGGUGAAUUGGUAUGCAAAGGUGAAAGAUCAACAAUUUAUAAAGCAACUCGUUAUUUAACCAAAAAAGGUUUAAUUAAAACGAUGACGGAACGGCCGAUCAUUCUGAAGGAAAUGGAUGACUGUACUGCCGCGGUACUCGACGAUAUAUUCAGGGAGUUGCACAUAGUAAGUACAAUUCGACAUCAAAUUGGAUCUGAAUCGGUUGUAAGUGUUGAAGCAAUUAUGGUCUUUGGUCGACCUUAUUCCAUCGCUUAUGCACUGUGCAAGAAAGGCUCAUUACUACAGUACCUUGAAAAGAAUACCGUCGAUAUGGAUACACGAAUAAAAGAGCAAUACAAUUCUUGGAAUAUUUGCAAAUUUUUGAAAUUCGUCUACGAAAAUGAUAUUCAGUACAAAGAGGCCUUAUUCGGUAGAAAUAUCAAUUAG